AACAGGCAUGUGCCCAUUCAUCGACUCCUCCUUAAAACUUUCAGCUUUUCAUUGAUAUCCUCCGGCAAAUAUGAUUUCUUUAAGGCUAAGCCUUCUUUUCACACUUAUCUGCUGUCUGAUUAUUAAUCAGACAUAUUCCAAGAAUGAUCGGAAGACUUACAUUGUCUACAUGGGCGACCACCCUAAGGGCAUGGACUCUGCUUCCUUACCUUCCCUUCAUAUAACCAUGGCGCAAAAAGUCCUUGGCAGCGACUUUGAACCAGAAGCUAUACUUCACAGCUACAAAAAAAGCUUUAAUGGUUUCGUCAUCAAGUUAACAGAAGAGGAAGCACAAAGAAUGGCAGAAAUGGACAAUGUUGUCUCUGUUUUCCCAAAUAGGAAAAGUCGUCUGCAGACGACUAGAUCGUGGGACUUCAUAGGCGUUUCACAGCAAAUCCAAAGAACAAGUUUAGAGAGAGACAUAAUUGUUGGAGUAAUAGACUCAGGACUUUGGCCUGAGUCUAAGAGCUUCAGUGAUGAAGGAUUUGGUCCUCCACCAAGCAAAUGGAAGGGAUCAUGCCACAACUUUACCUGUAACAAAAAAAUAAUUGGAGCAAAAUACUUUAACAUCGAAGGUGACUAUGCCAAAGAAGAUAGCAUAUCACCUAGAGAUGUACAAGGUCACGGGUCACACACUGCAUCAACAAUUGCUGGAAAUUUGGUUAAGUCUUCAAGUCUACUAGGGUUUGCCUCAGGGACAGCCCGUGGAGGUGUUCCAUCAGCACGCAUUGCUAUAUACAAAGUAUGUUGGAUCAAAAUAGGUUGUCCUCAAGCUGAAACCCUUGCAGCAUUUGAUGAAGCAAUUGCUGAUGGAGUUGAUAUAAUUUCCAUUUCAACCGGACUUACUAGUAUAGUGUACAUUCCGUAUUUCCAAAGCGCAUUUGAUAUAGGAAGUUUCCAUGCAAUGAAGAGAGGUAUAUUAACGUCAAAAUCAGCCGAUAAUUCGGGUCCAGGGUUAUCCUCUAUCACAACUUAUUCGCCAUGGAUACUCUCUGUGGCAGCUAGCACUAUUGGCAGAAAGUUCCUUACUAAGGUGCAAUUGGGCAACGGCAUGGUUUUUGAGGGGGUUUCAAUUAACACUUUUGAUCUCAAAAACAAAAUGUUUCCACUGGUUUAUGCUGGAGAUGUACCUAACACUGCUGAUGGAUAUAAUAGUUCCACAUCCAGGUUUUGCUACGUUAACUCUGUGGAUAAACAUUUGGUGAAAGGAAAGAUCGUUCUGUGUGACGGAAACGCGAGUCCUAAAAAAGUUGGGGAUUUGUCUGGGGCAGCUGGGAUGCUUCUUGGAGCCACUGAUGUAAAAGAUGCUCCAUUCACUUAUGCACUGCCCACAGCUUUCAUUAGUUUAAGGAACUUUAAACUAAUACAUUCUUACAUGGUUUCAUUGAGAAAUUCGACGGCCACAAUAUUUAGGAGUGACGAAGACAACGAUGAUUCACAAACCCCUUUCAUAGUUUCAUUUUCAUCUAGAGGUCCAAAUCCACUUACACCAAACACUCUCAAGCCUGAUCUCGCAGCCCCGGGAGUUAAUAUUCUAGCUGCAUGGUCUCCAGUCUAUACAAUUUCAGAAUUUAAAGGUGACAAAAGAGCAGUUCAAUACAACAUAGAAUCUGGCACUUCAAUGGCUUGUCCUCAUGUAUCAGCUGCAGCUGCAUAUGUCAAAUCAUUUCAUCCCAAUUGGUCUCCUGCUAUGAUCAAGUCUGCACUAAUGACCACUGCCACACCAAUGAGUCCUACUCUUAAUCCUGAUGCUGAAUUCGCAUAUGGCGCGGGUCUAAUUAAUCCUCUUAAGGCGGCAAAUCCUGGUUUAGUGUAUGAUAUUAGCGAAGCGGAUUAUGUCAAGUUCUUGUGUGGAGAGGGCUAUACAGAUGAAAUGCUUCGAGUUCUCACUAAAGAUCAUAGUAGAUGCAGCAAACAUGCUAAAAAGGAAGCUGUAUAUGACCUUAAUCUCCCAUCAUUAGCUCUUUAUGUAAACGUCUCAUCUUUCAGUCGUAUUUUCCAUAGAACAGUUACAAAUGUGGGAUUGGCAACGUCUAGUUAUAAAGCCAAAGUGGUAUCUCCAUCUUUGAUAGAUAUUCAAGUGAAACCAAAUGUUCUGUCCUUCACAUCAAUUGGGCAGAAGAAGUCAUUCUCCGUCAUAAUUGAAGGGAAUGUCAAUCCGGAUAUACUGUCUGCUUCUCUGGUUUGGGAUGAUGGAACUUUUCAAGUUAGAAGCCCCAUUGUAGUGUAUGGUGAUACAUAAUUUAGUGUCAUUAAUUUUUUCUUUCUAAAGUCAAAAUCUAGAUUAUAUGUUUCAUGAAGAUUAGUCGGGACUAGAGAUAAAUAAUAGUCCGAGACCAUAUAAUAAAUUGAAUUAAGAUUUAUCUUAAUUAGUUAAA
Molecule: messenger RNA, 2417 nt
Organism: Glycine soja
Lineage: Eukaryota; Viridiplantae; Streptophyta; Magnoliopsida; Fabales; Fabaceae
Product: cucumisin-like
Exons: 10
Coding region: 71-2281 (736 amino acids)
Biological process (GO): proteolysis
Molecular function (GO): serine-type endopeptidase activity
Source: RefSeq, a predicted model, not a curated record